Molecule: messenger RNA, 4539 nt
Organism: Symbiodinium necroappetens
Lineage: Eukaryota; Dinophyceae; Suessiales; Symbiodiniaceae
Source: the annotation of a GenBank genome assembly
GUCGCUAUUUUGGAAAAUGUGAAAGGGUUGCAGCGGGAACUCCCCUCGGUGCUGAAGCACUUGCGGAAGUGUGGGAACUAUGUGAUCAAGGUGUGCGAAAUCGAUCCGCUUGACUACGGAGGGGUCGGCAGUCGCGAUCGAUACUAUAUCAUCAUGAUCCACACAAAGGUGGCACGGAAGGAUGCUGCUGAAAGAAUCGAGGAGACGUUACAGGAGUCUCUUCUGAUCACCGACCAGAUGAUCGAUCCUCCUGGCCAUCGCAAACGCAAGCGAUGCGACGAGAGUGUGCAACCCUUGAUCUCCAGGGCUCCUUCCUGGGCCAUCAUGGCAGCGGUGCCGCCUGAGCCUGAGGCGAAGCAAAGCCAGGAGGAGGCUGCGGAGUCAGCCGGACAUGAUGAAGCCUUGGACUCCAUUCGCACUUUCUUCGAAAGUGUCUGCGAAAAGGAGAACCCGGCCGCGUGGAUGGCCCGCACCAUGGCCUCCGGUGAAGUCUUCCAACAGGUGAUAAAUCACUAUGUGUCAGGGUGGCAAACCCGAUCGCCCCUGACCUUGGUUCUCCGCGACAAUAUGGAGACCUUCUACCUGCCCCUGAGUGCCUUUGACUACUCCUCCGAAGGUAAAAACGAAUUCCCGCACCAGAGCCAGCUCCGUGCGCACUUCUUCUCGUUCCUCAGCGGCAACGACCAGCGGGAGCCAAUUUGCGUGAAGUUCGACUGCAACGGGUCACGCCAGAUCGAGCCCUUCAGUGUAAAGUUCGUUGAUGGCCAAACGAAAGUGCUCAACAUGUUGUUGGCCAUAGCGAUAGCCCACAAGCUGGGCUUGGCCAGGGGAUUGGUCAAGGCCUUUGGGACGUAUGAAUACAUCCUGUGUUCAUAUGUCCACCGCGAAGCAGCGGCCUUGUUCCACUACGAUGCCCUCCGCUUGGGUGCGAGAAGCGCCGAGAAACAGCCUCCCUCGGCUUUGCAGUACAUGGCGGAGAUGCAAAAGGCCAUGGCUGCCGAGAAAGCGCUCACCUCAAGGAAGAUUACCUCGCGCGAGCUCCUUGGGAAGUGCAUCGCGGACUAUAACAAGCUUGUAACCGUCAAGAAGUGGAGGAUCGACUCCGGGAAACGCAAGUUGAUCUCCAACUUGAUGGACGUUGGCCCGGAGUUCCGCACGGCCCUCGCGAGGCACUACGACUUCUACCCGCACUCCACGUCAGGUUCGACGCACAAGCUUCCGAAUCCGAAGAUUCCUCUGACUCUGAUUCUGCUGGCGACUCCGGUUGCAGAAUUGAAUUUGAACUACAUGCACACCAUGCAGACGCUGGAUGGUGUUCCUGUUUGCCGACGAGCCUUCGCUCGGAUGAUGGCCGUGGGCCAAAGCCGGCUACAAAGAGCCCGGCACCGUUACCGGGGCCUUGACGAAAGGAACUCUUGGAACACCUCGGCAUGCAAUGGCGCUGCAGACAGCGAUACUGGGAAGCCCGGGAGAGGAAGUUCCGGACGACAGCAGCUGGACGUGGGAGUGUUUGUCUCGAAGCCUGCAGACAACGUACGAACACUGCCAGAAGCAGCACUUGCAGAUGGCAUCUUCGCAGCUGUGGCUGAAGUGAUCACCUCGGCUUCUGACGAAGUGCAAACACGGGCAGACGUGGUGCGGUUGCUGCAGGUACGGCCCUUCAAAGAGCUUCUGCCAGACAAUGUGUACAAAGCACGGGUCAACAUGACCCCGGAAGAGCUCGCCUUCUGCAAGCAGCGGCUACCCAGGGGUGUGCAAGAGUCCUCGGGCGACAUCUUCUGUCUCCUGAAACGCCACCUCUGCGAUGACGAGUAUUCGUCUGGGGCGCUUAUAUUUCCUGGUGCUUCCCGUGACAAGGCCGAGAGCAUGAUCAACCAGGUCAUCAAUCAUACUGGAAAGACUUUCCAGCUGGACGAUGACCGGAAGGAACAGCUCGCCGAGUUGGCAGAUGCUCUGAGAACGGCCUAUCCUCAAUACGGACUGCCGUAUGACGUCUUAGAGUCUGACUUCUACCUCACCGGCAUGGACAACCAACCGCCUGGCAAUGGCUGGAAGAAGGUGCUGGAAGUCUCUUCAGAGGGACAGUUGUGCUACCUGGCCAGGGUGAUCAAGGGCUUCGAAUCGCAGGCACCNNCCUGCGAGAAAGCGGCCCAGAUGCCGCUGGAGCAGCACCAAGAGCUGCUUCAGGUUUCCCAGAUGUGGGUUGCAACUUUGCAGCAACUGAGAGCUAAGUUUGAUGAGAAGACCAUGACUCGCUUGGAAGAUAUGUUCAUGCAGGGGUUGCUCGACAGCGACCUGAAAGGCCAGCUGCGCGGUCGGCCGUCGCUGGAUGUGAACCGGCUGCCGUUCGUUCUCGAAGCAGAAGGAAGGGCCGCGGAGGAGUACGUGGCCGGCAGCAAGUCGAAGCUGCACAACGCCAGAAGCCAGGCCUUGAAGGCAAGCUACAGCGUUUGGAAGGAAGAAUUGCGAGCAGAUCAAUUGAAUCAUGAAACUAUGGUUCGCGGCUGCUUGGCGGAAGCAGGCAAGAGGCGAAACGAGCUCUUGCGGACGCUCGAGGUGCUGCCGACCAUCCUGCCCCACUUGCAGCAAAGCUUUGCGAAGUCGGUUGACUCCAAACCGGGCGAGGAGGCGCUGAUGUGGAACCUUCCGACCCAGGGCGUGCUGACGGCGAUGAAGACCGACUACUUCAUCUCUUGCACGACGAACAUGCUCGCUAUGCACCCCCUGAAAGGCAUCGCCGUCGUCGUCUUCCCGAACAAGACAGCCGUCGAGAAGAAAGAGAAGGCGAAAGACGAAGAGGAUGAGGACGUCAAGGAAGAGCAGGACCAGGAUAUGGAAGAUGGCGCCGCCGAGGACGACGCUCCGGCGGGCGACGAGGAGGUCGCCACGGAGGCGGCGGUGAGAGCCCUCAGGUACGACCUCCUGAAGUCCUUGAGCGAGCCGAAGAGAAGGUUGGAAGUGAAGGAAUGCAUCUUUCAAUUCGAAGAGGGCGAGGGGCCUGUUCUUAUCUAUUCCAUGGAUGGUCCGCCUUCCCAGGCACGAAACUCGGCGAACGUGUUCCACAAGUCGAAGCCUUUCAAGCACGGCUUCAUCUCGGGAAUCGCAACGUGGAUGAACCAAUUGGCCCAGUGCCCAGCAGCAGCAACAUGUCCUCGCAUUUUCGAUCCCGAGGAAAUGCUGGCCCGCAAGGACACGUUGAAGCCGAAUUGGGAGAAGGGUCUUCCGACGAACGAGUCCUUGAGCGACAGUCAGGAAAUGAGGCAGGUCAGCGCCGGGACAUCCUUCGUCAAGGAGACCAUCCGCAGCCUGACUCCGCAGUUUCCAUCCAUGAAGCGUGUGGCUGUGGUGGAUGCCUUGGGCUACGAUGGAUCCGUUCCCAUGGCGGUCCUGGAGGAGCAGGCAAACGGGGCGGACUGGAGUGCCGUGACAAUCGCGGACUCGAGGAUUGCCAAUUGGAUCGAGGCCAGGGUUCGCGAAAGCUGCUACGGCCUGGCCAGAUCUGGCGCUCUCGAGCUCUGCGGCUUCCCGAGCUUUGAUGCGCUCACAAGUGGCUUGAAAGACACUGCAGCCCCCAGCCAGAUGGAUGCGGCUGACUUCAAGGUCACAAGGCCCUUGCCGAACGGCGACCUGGCUCUGGUGGAAAGCUUCUACAAGAAGUUCGAAGACUUCGACGAGAUCUCGGAAGACCUCCGCAAGGCCGUCCAGGAGCACGACAAGCAGUACAAUCCCCAGGGCAAGCGCAUCAGAUGCGAGCCGGAUGGGGAUUCGAAGGAGGAGCCUGCGGCGAAGCGCAUCAAGCUCGUGGAGCAUGAGCAGCCCCUCACUAGCAAGGACAUCGCCGAGCUCCAGAAUCCGUCGAUUCUGAGCGUGAGCGGCACCGUUCGCUUCUUGCACGAGGCGGACAGUGGUGACAAGAUCUGGGCGGAGGUGGACGAGGCGACCACCCUCCUUGCGGGCAAGUUGCUCGGAAGCUUCGGCAGCGGCAGCUUCAUGGAUGGCAAAGACGCCACGAAGACAAUGGCAGAGCUCGGGAAGGAGGAAGACGGUGCCAGACUGUUGAGGUUCCGUGUGGAUUUCGACAGCCUGCUGAUCCUGGAAAAGAAGAAGAUCUCCUCCCACCUGGCGGACCUACCCUAUCUUGAUAAGCCCGCGCCCGUGAAAACGCUUCUCAAAGCCCUGGAGGACCAUGGGGAGGCGAAGGUGCAGAUCUCUCACCACGAGGUCAGUCUUGCAGAGGGCGUGAUCAACGAAAAGGACACGCUGAUUUUCGUGUUGGACUCCCUCGAGAAGACGGCCAAGCAGGGCCGCAAGAGCAAGAGCGGCAAGAAGAAGGAGGCCGUGCCUGCCGUGUCCUGGGGCCGGACACUCGACCUGGCGAAGGUGAAGCAGUGCGAAGCCUUGGCCAUUGCCUGGCAUGUCCGGUGCGAUCGAGCUGCCGAGGAGGGUCCCAAGCAUUCCUGCCGAUUGGUUCCGUUGAGGCCAGCCCUGGUCUUGCGAGGCCUUUUCGAUGUUGAGCCGGGUGUCUACCAGAUCAUGUAA